Molecule: messenger RNA, 3122 nt
Organism: Anoplopoma fimbria (sablefish)
Lineage: Eukaryota; Metazoa; Chordata; Actinopteri; Perciformes; Anoplopomatidae
Gene: kifc1
Product: kinesin family member C1
Exons: 17
Coding region: 102-2000 (632 amino acids)
Biological process (GO): microtubule-based movement
Molecular function (GO): ATP binding; microtubule motor activity; microtubule binding
Source: RefSeq, a predicted model, not a curated record
CGUCCGAAGCACCCACCAAAACAGUUCAAUUUCAAAUUCAAACGGCCGGAAACAGUGGAUUGGAAACAGCCUUUCGCGAAAACUCAGCGUUAGUUAAGAACAUGUCCCGCUUGCCAGUCAGUUCAAGCAAGAGGGUCCUCCUUACGAGCAGCAGCAGCUCAGAGAAUGGACAAGACUUUGCGCCUGCUCAGAAGAAGAUUCGCAAGGACCCAGAGCCUGUCAAACCACAUGCAGCAGCUACAAUCAUCGGUGGCAGGCGGCCUCUUGUUGCAGCAACCAGGGCACCUAUUGCUAGACCAGUCAGAGGUGUGGGAGCUGCCACCGUGGCUGUUGCUCCGUCCAGAGGUGUCCUGAAACGAUCUAUAGCUUCAACUGCAGCAAAGGGAAGCAAUGUGAAACAAUCUGUCGCACCCCCAGGCGCAAAAACAGAUGGGGGUGGGGGUCCCAAGCGGCAAGCAUGGGACCUGAAGGGCAAGGUCAGCGACAUGGAGGGUAAGAUCCGCACCUACCAGACCAAGGUCAAAGCUGCCAACCAGGAGAACGAGGUGCUGAGAGGCACGAUGGUCCAGAGCCAAUCAAGAGUGGUUGAAAUGGAGCAAAACCUUGUGAGGCAGAGGAGCCAGAUCAGGGAGUAUGAGGCCGAGCUGCAGGCACUGUCAGGAGUGCGGGAGGAGUUGGAGAAGGUGUCUAGUGAUAAGAACACUCUUGAAAAGGAGCUCUCCAACUUAGAGAGUAAAUAUAAGGUCAUGGAGACUCUGCGGGACAGCCAGGAGACAGAGCUGCAAACUCUCAAGAUGAAGCUGUCUGUGCAGGAGACGACUCUGUCCCGCCUGCAGCUGACCCUCAGAGACACGGAGGAAGAGGUCUGCUCUCUCAAGGACACUGUGGUCCGGCAGGAGGACGAGCUUCAUGCCGGGGAGAUGGAGCGCCGGCGGCUCCACAACACCAUCCAGGAGCUCAAGGGCAACAUCAGGGUCUUUUGCAGGGUGCGCCCUCUGGUGGAGGGAGGCCUCAGCAAGCACAUCCAGCUCCCAGUCAGCGACAACAAGACGAUAACGCUGGCCAAAACAGAGGAGUCUCACACAGGAAAAGCUGCUGACACUCAGAAAAAUUACAACUUCAAUUUUGACCGAGUGUUUGGCCCCCAGUCUUCGCAACAGGAGGUCUUUGAAGAGAUCUCUCUGCUGGUGCAGUCCGCAUUGGACGGCUACAACGUCUGCUGCUUUGCCUAUGGCCAGACGGGGAGCGGGAAGACGUACACCAUGGAGGGAGACGAGUUUGACGAGUCCAGAGGUGUCAUUCCUAGAGCCGUGAAGCAAAUCUUCAGAGCAGCAGAGAAACUGGGAACACAGGGCUGGGAGUUCAACUUCACGGCAAGCUUUGUGGAAAUUUACAACGAGGGCCUGCGGGACCUCCUUUACUCUGGCAAGGCCAGCAAGAGGCCCGAGCACGAGAUCCGAAAGUCCUCCAACAACGAGGUGACCAUCACCAACCUCACAUACGAAAGGGUCUGCAACGAGGAUCAGGUUCUCGGCCUCAUCAUGUUGGCCAAUCAGAAUCGCUCCACGGCCCAGACGGCCCAGAACGACCGCUCCUCUCGCUCCCAUUCAGUGUUCCAGCUGGAUAUCGAGGGAGUGAACGUUGGCAGGGAUGUCAAAUGCAAGUCCACUCUGUGCCUGGUGGACUUGGCCGGCAGCGAGCGGAUGCUGAAGAGUCAGUCUCAAGGAGAGCGCUUUAAGGAGAUGACCGCCAUCAACGGCUCCCUUUCCAACCUCGGCAUAGUCAUCACCGCGCUGGCCAACAAGGAGAGCUAUGUUCCAUACAGGAACUCCAAGCUGACCUACCUGCUGCAGGGAUGCUUGGGAGGAAACAGCAAAACCCUGAUGUUUGUGAACAUUGCCCCAGAGCCAGACAGCUUUGGAGAAACCCUGAACUCCUUGAGGUUUGCAAGCAAGGUGAACGACUGUGUGAUUGGGACUGCAAGUGCCAACAGGAAGUAGAGCAAAGUGCUUAAAAAACGUGGUUCUUACUAUUUUUACCAUUAUUUAUGGUCACAACAUGAAAUGUUCAGUAUAAUUGUUUUGCAACUCUUUUGACUUGUACAUUGUGCAGUUUGUCACAUUAUGGUGCUGAAUCAGGCUGAAUGGUUCAGGGGUUGCCGUGUUGCCAUUCUUCAAUCAAUUCUUUGCACCUUUUGAGCUUUAACAAAAUAGAGACAGUAAAACGUGCGCCUGUAAAUAAAAAACAACCCCACAGUCGGAACCGGAACCAGACGACGCAUGAUGUUUGUUUGUUGUUGAUGACAUAUUGUUUUUGGGAUGCUUGCUGUCAGAUUUCAGAACAGUCUGCUGAGCUACUGUUUACCCGUCAGAACAGUCAUCACUCAUAGAGACGGCAUCACACCAACUCUGUUAAACUAUUUGAUAUUUCUCUCAAGUUGGGCUGAAAACCAACAUUUGAAAGGGAGAGAAAUGAUAAACAAGUAACCAGAGACUUACUGGAUUCAUUUCUGAGUGAUCUGUGAAGAACAUGACAACAUCUGCACCACGGCUAUCUUAUCUUCCCGGAAUUGAGUGAUUCCACUUACGAUUCAAAUUCUGUAAAGUAUAAGACAAAACACAAACAACAAAGAAUUUUCUUUGGUUACUGUAUUAAAGCUUGUAUUCGUUUAUGCCACAUUUUAACUAUUAAGCUGAAGUAACUGCAUAGUAUCCUAAUUACUCAAAAUAUAAGGUGACCUGGCAACCAUAUUUUCAGUUUUGGCAACAAAAAGCCGGUGCCUGAUUGCCAGUCUGGCAACCACUUUUAAAAGUUAGUGUUGAGCUCGAUAAAAGCCAAAAACUAAAAUGAUUUUGUAUAUUCUCAGGACUUUGAUUAGUGAUCACUAAUACAGGCUUUUAAACAUGUAAUCAAGUGGAUGUGUACAUACGCAUGUUUUUAGUUCUUGAUUUAUGAGGAAAUUCUCUAUUUGAGUCAUUUAAUCUCAGUUGGACAUGUCCUAUUUAAGUAAGAGGACUCGUAUUAAGUUGGUUUUUUUUCUCGAUUUAAAUAUGAUGUGUUUUGUAUAACUUGCACAAUAGUUGCAAAUAAAUGUAGUGUGGUGAAAUCACUUUUGUUUUUCU